Messenger RNA from Spodoptera litura, 2396 nucleotides. RefSeq names its product facilitated trehalose transporter Tret1. Gene Ontology annotation, molecular function: transmembrane transporter activity. Gene Ontology annotation, biological process: transmembrane transport. The record is from RefSeq and is a predicted model, not a curated record. Lineage: Eukaryota; Metazoa; Arthropoda; Insecta; Lepidoptera; Noctuidae. Gene Ontology annotation, cellular component: membrane.
GAGCCCCGGUUACCCGUUAGGUUCUCCGCGACCUCUGAUUAAUACUAUGAAGUGGGGGUAGAAUAAGAUGUCAUUAUAGUGUUGAAACAAAUGAGAAUUACUGUAGUAGGCACACACAGUGUCAACAGUUUUAUCGUACGUGGAAACAAAGACAUGUUUUUUUAGCUUUCCCUCUCAAUAAAGUAUACAACGAUGAUAAGGUGUGUAGACAGAUAGUGUUAGCUCUGCCGCGUUUAGAUACUGUGAAUUCAGUCGAUGUUGAACAGUAUUCCCGCCUACUCGCAUACUAAUGUCAUUUAUAUUGUACCUAUCGUACCGGCCGUCGGCGUCGGCGCAACCCUGACAGUUGAUUAUUGAGAUACGCGUCCGUUGUUGUUAGUGUUUAGUUGUUUCCACCGUUUUAAUUUAGAUAAGAAAUUGUUCUAUACGUUACAAAAUAGUAACAUAAUUAUUAUUGAGUGUUCUUGGUUUCAUAAGAAACAAAAUGUCGAAUAAAACGAAUAGAAAAGUGCAAUAUUUGGCGGGCGUGUGUGCGGCGUUCUCAUUUACAUUUACUGGAGCCACACUGGCGUGGUCGUCACCGGCGAUUCCAAAGUUCAAAAGUGGUGAAGCGAAUGUUGUUAUCACUGAUACGCAGACGUCAUGGGUGGUGUCCCUGCACUCCGCGGGAGCACUCCUCGGUUGCUACUUCGGGCAAGUGUUAAAUGAAAGGGCUGGACGUCGCCGUACAUUUCUGGGCUCAGCCGUGCCGGGCCUCUUAGGUGCGACUCUCUUACUGAACACGACAAUGCCUGAACUGAUGUAUGUGGCCAGGUUCAUGAUGGGACUCGCAACUGGUAUUAUAGCCGUGGUAACAAUGAUAUAUGUAACAGAAAUAUCGGACAAAGAGAUAAGAGGAGCUUUGGGUAUGACGGUGCAAGUGAUGAAUAACUUGGGAAGUCUUACAGUGUACAGCGUUGGACCAUUCGUUUCAUACAAAACCUUGAAUUGUAUCAUACUGAUAAUACCCGUCUGCUAUGUCCUGCUGUGUCUUUGGAUACCAGAGUCGCCUUACUACCAUCUCAAGGAUGGAAGAAUAGAAGCUGCCAAGAAAGAGUUUAUGAGACUUAAAGGAAAUCAGGAGGAAAGUUUGUUAGAAGAACAGAUGAAUGUAAUGCGGGCACACGUGAGAGAGAGCAUGGAAAAUAAGACCACGUUGAGAGAACUCCUCACCAACAUGCGGUAUAGGAAGGCUGUAUACAUUGUCACAGGGUUGAAACUAUUGCAGUACAUGACUGGUAUUCUGGUAAUACAGUCUUAUUUGGAGCCUAUAUUUAGACAAAGCAACUUCGUGUCGGGGCCCAUCGCUAGCAUCGUGUAUGGGUUCGUGCAGUUGGGAGCAGGGAUCGGUGCAACAUUCUUAUCAAGAUGGUUCGGGCGGCGGAUUCUUCUAUCCAUAUCAUGUCUCGGAGUGUCAAUCGCAAUGACAUUGGUUGGCCUGUACUUCUUCCUUCAGGACACGAUACAAGUCAGCGUAGAAACUUCACGGGCCAUCUCAUGGAUGCCACUCGUCGGUAUUCUAGGGUUCAAUGUACUCUACGCAGUCGGUGUUGGAAACCUACCUUAUGUUCUUCAAGCAGAAUUGUUCCCAGUCAACGUCAAAGGUGUCGCUUCAAGUACAGCCACAAUGUUAGCCUGUAUCCUAAGUUUCCUAGUCACAAAAUGUUACCAGCAAAUGAAAGAUGCUUGCGGCCAUUACAUGGUCUUCUGGUCUUUUGCUUUCAUAGGGUACGUCGGCGUACUCUUUAUAUACUUCUUUGUACCAGAGACGAAAGGUAAAACUUUAGAAGAGGUUACAACUAACAUACAAGACCAGCGACCCGAGGAACAAGCGCUGAAUACGGAGAAGAUUGAAAAGGCCUAAAGAGAAGAUUAUGCAUUCCAGUAUUUUAAACGUGAAUGAUAUAGUGGUUAUGUAAAUGAUUAAGUUUUCUGUUUUCCCGUGGCACUAUUUGUUCCCAUUUCAUUUACCUAUGAAGAUGUGAUAUAAAUAGUACAAAAAUGGUCGCGUUUUUUAUUAUUUAAUGAAAAAUAGAUGUCUCGGGAGAACAAGCUCAUAUUUAUUAGGAGGCUAAAGAAAUACACGUAUCUGUCAUUUCGUAAAAGAUUACACUCCAAACGGCAUUUUUGUUUUAGUAAAAUUUAUUGUUGAGAGUUUAUUUAAACAUACAUUUACAUGUGUAGUUGUGAAAAGUUGUUAUUGGUUGUUUGUAAGCGUUAAUAAAGAAGUUUAUCAGUUAUGAUCUAGAUUCUAGAAUAAGUAGUAAUAUGAAAAGACUGUCUGCAGAUCAAAAUAAAAACCAAAAUGUGACUAUAAAAUUGUAUUCGGCUGAAUAAAAAUAUGAAAUACAUACUGA